This is a messenger RNA of Frankliniella occidentalis (western flower thrips), 1362 nucleotides long. RefSeq lists its product as uncharacterized. The transcript has 6 exons. The record is from RefSeq and is a predicted model, not a curated record. Gene Ontology annotation, molecular function: glutathione peroxidase activity. NCBI's taxonomy places the organism in Eukaryota, Metazoa, Arthropoda, Insecta, Thysanoptera, Thripidae. Bases 167 to 772 code for a protein of 201 amino acids. Gene Ontology annotation, biological process: response to oxidative stress.
CAUCGAAGUGUAUUGCAUUGGAUUAUUGACUUUUGACUUGGGUGUUGUCACACGGCCACACCGGAGUAUCGCGUGUCCUUCGUCAGCCUGUCCUGUCAGUCCUUUGUGCAUCUUUGCCUGACCCAGUCGCUGUUGUGAGCGGCCGCGUUUUCGUCUGUCAAACAGAAUGAGAGUCCACGGAUGGAACUUAUUAAAAGUUGGCACAACUGUUUGCUCUCUUCAAUUCUUCGGCACCCGAUUUGUUACCACUAGCAUCGCCGACAAGGGUAGCGCCAAGAUGGCCGACUGGAAGAGCGCUUCGUCUGUGUACGACUUCAGCGUCAAGGACAUCACUGGCGCCGACGUCAGCCUAGACAAGUACAAGGGCCACGUUCUGCUGAUCGUCAACAUCGCCUCGCUGUGCGGGCUGACGGCCACCAACUACAAGGAGCUCGUCGAGCUGGACGAGAAGUACCGCGAGCGCGGGCUGCGCAUCCUCGCCUUCCCCUGCAACCAGUUCAACGGCCAGGAGCCCGGCACGGCCGACGACAUCGUGUGCUUCGCCAAGAAGCAGAACGCCAACUUUGACCUGUUCGAGAAGGUGAACGUCAACGGCGACGACGCCAGCCCCCUCUGGAAGUACCUGAAGAACAAGCAGGGCGGCACCUUCGGAGACUUCAUCAAGUGGAACUUCACCAAGUUCAUCGUCGACAAGGAGGGCCAGCCCGUGGAGCGACACAGCCCCACUACGGAGCCACACAAACUGAUCUCUCACAUUGAGAAGUACCUGUAAAGUGCCCUGGCUCCGGGGAAACUCCACUAUUGUUACUACUGAAGUUUAGGAUGCUUAAUAGUUGUUAGAAAUCACAAGGGAAAGUCACCGAAAACCUGCAACACACAAUUGUGAUAAGACAAACUAGAGGUACUUUGUUUUAAUUUACCCUUGUCAUGAUUUUGUAGCUCUUUUAACAAUGUUAGUCUAAAUUAAUGAAUGAAAUGUGUAGAUUAUUUAAUUUUAAAUGUUUUAGCUUGGUGAAGGAGAUAAAUUUACUUCUCAUUUAUAAAUAGCGGAACUUUGAACUUCACCAGUUCCGUAGCACAAGGAAUCAAACAAACGCAUAUUGUCACAUUCAAUACUCUGCCCUUGUGGUUUUUUCACUCACAUUUUUCAUUGUCAUAAUCGCUGCCAUGAAUAGUGUUUUUACUUUUUUAAUAGAUGAUUUUUGCAGCCGUGUAUUGUUUCUGAAGUGUAAUUCUCAUGUGGCUCAUGGACAAAAAUGAGCCCACCCCGAUCGCUGAGCACAUUUUUGUGUGAAGACUGUGUUGCACAAAGUGCACGUCAAGGCUGUGUAAUGUUCGAAUAAAGGUAUAACGAGAACCCUA